Messenger RNA from Chenopodium quinoa (quinoa), 1896 nucleotides. RefSeq lists its product as uncharacterized. The transcript is spliced from 3 exons. Bases 410 to 1216 code for a protein of 268 amino acids. The record is from RefSeq and is a predicted model, not a curated record. Lineage: Eukaryota; Viridiplantae; Streptophyta; Magnoliopsida; Caryophyllales; Amaranthaceae.
UGCGAGUAAUUUGGACCGGAUGUAGUAGCUAUCAUUGAAAAUUUUCCAAAAAUAAAAAAGGGUUUGUAGAUGCGGCUUUAGCUACGCAACCCGCUCGAUAAAUAGAUCAUGCUAGCCCUUUAUCUAGUCAUAUGGCCUAAGUCCAUAGCAUCCACCCGGCCCACUUUAAUCUGCCCUCUUAUACCAAAAUGAAAUUUUUUGACAACAAAAGCACAUAUCAUACGGGUUAUCGUCCGCCAAAAUUAGGCAAAAACACUCUAGCGCGCGUACUCAUUCCCUUGAAAUAAAUUCUGGUGCAAAAACAUAAACCUGCAAACUGUACCUUCUCAACUCAACAGUGUAAAUUCCUUCCAACAUUAAACCCUUGAAAUUAUUUUUUGAGGGUUUUGAUCGAUUGUGAGAGAAGAAGAUGGGGAAGAUUUAUCGGAAACAGAUGGUUGGUGAUAGAACCAAAAUUGCAGAAAAAAUGUCAGUGCAUAUGAUGCUUAUGGGUUACAAUGGAGAUUAUAAAUCUAUGCUUUCUCAAGAACUUAAUAGUCGAUUAUGGAAGCGAGAUGGUAAAUUGAGUAGAAAACGAAUGCGAAGAUUUCAUUUUUUGUUAUUCACUGCUGAUAGUCCUACAUUGUUGUCUUUCACUGUUGCAUUGGGGAGGUUAAUUUGGAGUAAUAAACUGAUGGCGAAACGAAGAAAUUUUGAGAAGAAACUGUCUGAGAAGAUUAAAGAAUGGAGUGUUAAGAAGAAAAAAAGGCGAGGAAAACCGGGUAAAUUGAGGGCGAGGAAGUUGAGCUUGAAGAAGGGGAAGAGGAAGAAAAGGAAAGAAUAUGUUGCGGUAUCAAAGAUUGUUUUCGGGUUUCAAAUGAGACCGGUGUUGGGGUCGAGGUUGAGGAUGGUGAUCAAGCGGAAGGUGAGAAGACAUCAUAGUAAAAGUGAUCAUGGUAGUCAAAUGUAUAGGCUGGCAAUGGCUAUAAAGUAUCUGUCUCUUCGAAAUGUUUAUGUUACAUCGGAGUGGGAGUUUUGGACUAUCUGCUUUGUUCAGGAAGUUACUGGUUUCUGGGGAAGCAUUGCAUUACAGGAGGACUUGAGCAAUUCUUUGAGUUCGGUUGCUAAGGAGUUUGGACUCUAUGUAGUCUCAGCUGACCAUUUGGCGCGCCUGGAAAGUGGUUUCGGGUGUUCUUCCAGUCUUCGUUGUGUAGGUAAUGAUUUAAUCUCUCUCUAAUCCCACCUCCAAGCUAUUAUGGUGUCAAACUUUCUAAUCUAUUUGGCUGACAUCGAAUUAGAAAAAAAAAAUGUUAUACUGACUUUUGUUUGACACUUUGGCCUUUCCAUGUCCAUUUUUGAAACUUGAGUAUUGGCAUUGAUGUGGGUGCUUGGAUACUUUGUAUUAGUUACAGAAAUUGUAAAAUGUUGUAGAAAAUACCCUGUGUUUCAUUUUUGCAAGUUAAUGUAACAUAACCUCCAAAAGAUGAAUAUAUGUAUUUGAUGUUUGGCACUUUUGCUUAUGAUCUGGGGUUGAUUUUAAUGAUGUAGUUCCGUGGAAAAGGUGUGUAAUAAACUGACCUAAGGAGAGUUAAUAUGGGUAGUCUAGAAUUGUUCGUUUAAUAGUUUUAAGUUUUAUUGCAAAAUAGGGAAAGUGGAGAAAGGAAAGGGUAGGCAGAUUUUUGGAGUGAAUCCUUAAGAUAGUUGUGAUUGUAAGUGCCUAUUUUUAGAGUUUUGACCUCAAUUCACUAGUGGAGACUUGCAGCAUAAAGCUGCUGACUUUUGAAAUCGUUUGUUAUCAAUCAGAGCAGUCUUUUUCCUUCUAUCUUAUUGUUAAUUACAAAUACUGCAAUGCUAGGUGGUGUUUACAAAUAUACAAAUCAGAUUGCUAGACUAUAGCAAGGUGGUAUUUACUUAAAA